UUUAAACCCAAAGAGCCUCCGGGAGAGAAAUGGCGGAAGAGGAGAACGGAGCGACGGGCGGCGGGGAGUUUUACCUGAGGUACUACGUAGGGCACAAGGGAAAGUUUGGACAUGAAUUUUUGGAGUUUGAGUUCCGACCUGACGGGAAGCUCCGCUACGCCAACAACUCCAACUACAAGAACGACACCAUGAUCCGCAAGGAGGUCUUCCUCACCCCUUCUGUUCUCAAAGAGUGCCGCCGUAUUGUAUCCGAUUCCGAUAUUAUGAAGGAAGAUGACAACAACUGGCCAGAACCAGAUCGUGUAGGACGACAAGAGCUUGAGAUUGUGAUGGGCAAUGAACACAUCUCCUUCACUACUUCCAAGAUUGGGUCGCUAAUGGAUGUUCAGACCAGUAAUGAUCCUGAAGGCCUCCGCAUCUUCUAUUAUCUCGUCCAGGACUUGAAGUGUUUUGUGUUCUCGCUGAUCUCUCUUCAUUUAAAGAUCAAGCCGAUUUAAGAAACAUUGAUGCUACAUCUUGGAUUUUGGAACUAUGUACUACACUCACCCCAGUUGACUCUCAUCUUCAUGACUUUGACUCUGUGUGCUUGGUAUUUUAACGUUCAUAGUUGAGUUCCAGGCAUUGCAUAAUAUGGUGUUACACUGGCUGU
Messenger RNA from Lactuca virosa, 649 nucleotides. NCBI's taxonomy places the organism in Eukaryota, Viridiplantae, Streptophyta, Magnoliopsida, Asterales, Asteraceae. The record is from the annotation of a GenBank genome assembly.